CCUUCUUAAGGUCGAUGAAAUCAUUCGCAUUUGCAACGAAGACGGUGUCAGGUUCACGAACUUGCCCCAAGACACCAAUGUGUUCUAGAGGAUGCGUGAGAAUGUGCAAAAUCGCCUGCAAAAGGCCAUCAGUGACCAGCGGAACGUCGACUAUGCGGUCAAGUGGUUAAUGCUGGAUUUAAAAUUCGUGGCACAUCUGGUUCGCGAUCCUGUCGAGACGAAGCUGUACUUCGAGCGAGUGCGUCUUGCUCUAGCAGCCGCUGGCAAGACUCUGCAUGACGAACCUCCGAAUGUCCUCGCUACAGCUCAGCAGAUUGGCCACAAUAAUGUGCCCUCGAUGCCCGACCAGGCUUUAGCUGGAACGGCCAGCACCGACUUCCAGUCGCAAGGCAGCUCUAUAGGUCCGCCGCCCUCAUCUGAUCGGGCUGGCAGGGAUGACACGGUCUCAGUGGCUCCUUCCCUCGUUGAUUCGCAGGCUACGGUCUCAGUGGCUUCUUCCCCCGUUGCUUCGCAGGCCACAACUUGGAGUCCGAGUGCUCCCCCGGUCCCGGAAGGCCAGAAGACCGGUCAAGAUGUUCCAGCAUCUAGCGAGGGGAUGUUCGAGAGGGCUAGUGCCAACCUUCAGCUCCAAGGCUCGCCGUCUGAUGAGUUUUUGCAGUUCUAUCAAGAGGUCCUGGAAGAGUAUCCAGAAUUACUUUAGAGGUGCCGCAGGUUCUUCAAGUCAAAUAGAUUAUUAUGCAGUACGCAAU
Messenger RNA from Colletotrichum phormii, 749 nucleotides. RefSeq lists its product as uncharacterized. NCBI's taxonomy places the organism in Eukaryota, Fungi, Ascomycota, Sordariomycetes, Glomerellales, Glomerellaceae. The record is from RefSeq and is a predicted model, not a curated record. The coding region runs from base 92 to 700 and encodes 202 amino acids. The transcript has 2 exons.